Molecule: messenger RNA, 2424 nt
Organism: Cyclopterus lumpus (lumpfish)
Lineage: Eukaryota; Metazoa; Chordata; Actinopteri; Perciformes; Cyclopteridae
Gene: vamp8
Product: vesicle-associated membrane protein 8 (endobrevin)
Exons: 3
Coding region: 219-581 (120 amino acids)
Biological process (GO): vesicle-mediated transport; vesicle fusion; SNARE complex assembly
Cellular component (GO): SNARE complex; plasma membrane
Molecular function (GO): syntaxin binding; SNAP receptor activity
Source: RefSeq, a predicted model, not a curated record
AUGAGCCACUUGACACUGAACGCGGAGGAAUUCAGUUUGAAGGAAAAUAAAUCAACAACCAGGAAGUUAAACAGGGGAGGAAACGUAUUCGCUGUGCUGGAGCAUCUAAACUCUCAAAAGAUAUCCGAAGGCUUUUAAGGUUUUUUUUAAAAUAACAGCGUCAAGUGAAAGAAAGUCGAACCGCCGGGUUGUGCUCCGAGGGAAUAGUCUCCAACAAGAUGGACUUUGAUCCGGAGCGAGGAGGCGAGGCGGAAGAGCCAACGGGCAAGGUGCAGACCUUGAAGGACCAGGUGGCUGGAGUGAAAGACAUCAUGACGCAGAAUGUGGACCGGAUUCUGGCCCGAGGGGAGAGACUGGAUGACCUAAUGGGCAAGUCAGAGGACCUGCAAGCAGGGGCUCAGCACUUCAAGCAGACGUCUCAGAAAGUGGCUCGCACCUACUGGUGGAAGAACGUGAAGCUGGUGGUGGUCAUCGUGAUCGUCGUCCUCAUCAUCGUCCUCAUCAUCAUCCUGCUGGCCACCGGAGUCAUCCCCGUCAGUUCCUCCGUGCCUCCUAUAGUCAAUCCCACCACCAAGCCAUAAACGCACACAAAUAAUGUAAAUACUGUCAUCAACAAACACAUUGUUAUUGCACUGUAUGCAAUGUAAUAUAUAUAUAUAUAUAUAUAUAUAUAUAUAUAUAUAUAUAUAUAUAUAUAUAUAUAUAUAUAUGUGUAUGACUGGAGCAAAUAACUGCUGUCUGGUGAAAUCUUUUCUUCUUCCGAGUUAGUUUCUACUGGUUACUUUCAUGCUUCUAUUGGAAUUCAAGGACUAAGCGACUUUGAUGGCACAUAGUUUUUGAAACUCUUUUAAAAGCACAAUUCCAGCGUAGCCAUUCUUGAAUUUGUGGGAAAUGGAACCAGGGUGUCUGAAGCCUGACGGCAGCGAAGAGCACAGUCCCUGUUCUCAAAGGACGCUCCACAGCAGCUCCUCUUUGUUUAACUGCUUCUCCACCAACGGUUAUUGCGUUGGUGGUGAACGGUCAACGAGAAAGUCACUUUAAUGUGUGUGUGUGCGAAGGAAAUGAUGAAAGUGGAUUUCUCAAGUCUCUUACGAGACAUUAUUUUGGUCUUGAAUGUUAUAACUUGUGUGCACCUUUUUUACAAGGGGCCGUUUGUACCGUUUAAGAGAUGAAAAAAUGCAGUUUCUAAUGGAAAUCCGGCAACGCGUUGUUGUUUAUUUGCUGUAGAAUUUGAAACAAUUUUAGGUCACUCUCUAUAUUUGAUAAAAUGCUGAAUUGUGUGUUGGAUGUGUAGAUUAACCAUUUGUGGGCUUAAUUCCUUUUCAAAGUGCUUCCAAUUUAUUUGUAGUCAGACAAUCUAGAAAAAGUAAUUUGUCCAGAGAAAUUCUUUUAAAAUGUACACACUUUAUGUGAUGGGAUGUGUGUAACCCCACACAGUCAAAGUUUAUAAUCAGUCGUUGUGUUGAGUUUGAAGACGGUGAGCCGGGUCACCGCUGGCUACGACUCCGAGUCCAGGCGUGCAUCUUUAAAUGUUCAUCGGAGUUUGGUUUGGGCUAUAAAACGUAUUGAAAACGACACAGCGUUUGCAGUUAUGAGUUUUUCUACUCGACAGAUAUGUGUGGUCCUUUAGAAGGGACGCUCACACAAAAUUGUAGAUUUUUGUAGCAGUAUUUUUUUUUUUUUUUAACAGAUCAUGCGCUUUAACUCUAGAAAUAUUGCAGUUGUAAGUGCGUGACCUUUUGUACUUUGAUAAAGUUCUGUUCCCACAUUUCUAGUUUUUGGUUCCUCCAGCCAACCAGCUGAGAGAGCGAUCAUUUACAGCUCCAUGGCGCCCCCUGCUGAGUUCAUGUCAACCAAUAGACCCCCACACUCAGAAAACAAGUCUCCCCUGCUGUUACAGUACCAGUUUAGCUUCAAAGAGAUCACAAUGAUACCCAAUAUGAAGUGUAAAUAGUCAAUAUUAUCUCACCACUCUGUAUAUUUGGGUAAGUUUUUGACUAAUGUGUUUGUUAACUGUUCUUUUAGACGCUAUUUAUUUAAUGCUUUACGUUCUAUUUUUUUUUAAUCAAAAAUGAACCAAUGAAAGCUGUAUGUGAUUUCUAUUUAAACAGUUAAUUCAUAAUGAUUGAUCAUAAAAUGCUACAGUUCAAUUACUCUGCUGUUAAUCAUUUUCUAGAAGUAAGUAUAAAAAUGAGGCUCUGUGUUGUGUUUUUAACGUGGCUCUGGGGAGCAGUAGCCCUAAAGUCAUUUUGAAAUCAACAUAUUCCCAAACGGAUGAAAUUAAAUAUCAACAUCCUGCUCUGCUGACCUGUGACGUAUGUGAAUGUUUUGAUUAACAGAAUUAUCAGUGGCCUCAUUCUGAUGUUUUGUGGCAUUUAAUGGUUUAAAUGGUCUGAUAUGAAAUAAAUACUAUUUUUCUCUCAA